Molecule: messenger RNA, 765 nt
Organism: Yamadazyma jaroonii
Lineage: Eukaryota; Fungi; Ascomycota; Pichiomycetes; Serinales; Debaryomycetaceae
Source: the annotation of a GenBank genome assembly
AUGUGGCAUUUGUUUUUUGCAGCCAUUUUAAUUUUUCACUUUACUGUGGAAUGUGCAACCAUUUUACCAUGGUUUAAACAAGAACAGUUUCUUUUGAAGAUAAAUAGCGGUAAUUAUGAUGAGCAUUUGAUUUAUCAAAAGUUGCAACAAGCCUAUGAAAAUAUGUACGCAUUACCUAAUAAUCACCAUGCAAAGUUAUAUUUGGGAGAUAUAGAUAAGUUCAAACAAUGCAUAGUAGGGACAGAAAUUAGGUAUUACAUCAAAUCAUUUGAGAUGGUACAAAAAGAAUCUGAAGCUUCUGAAUGCAGAAUAAACGUUAAUCCUGAGUAUGAAGUAAUCAUUACUCCUAGCGAAAACAGUGAAGUGAUUCUCCAUGAAACCAGUGAUAUCAUAUCCAAACAUUUAGAAAACAGAAUAAUAGAGAAGUUUAAUCUCUUACAAAUCCCGGUAUUUUCAGCAAUAGAAUUCUACGAUUUUGAUAAUUUGAAUUACGAUCUACAAUGUUCACUUGAUUAUCAGGAUAUAGGACAAAUUAAGUUGGUGGAGAAUGAUUUGAGGAUGACUUUGCAUGAAAUUUUUGACAUACCGGAAAAUUGUGGGUUUCAAAGAAUUGACAAAGAAUUCACCGGAGAAUUCAAGCAAAUAAUCGUAGUUGACAUUCCUGUUAAUGGAACCUUUGUUUGUCAUAGAGGGUCUUCCAGGACAUGCAAAAAAUCACUUGCGGAAUUCAGUAACCCAAAAUAUAAACUAUUCAGAGAUACGUAA